AUGCCUUUAUUUUCUACUUUUAUAGUUGUAAAUUCUGAUAGGAAAAGUAGUUUAAGCUGGCUUUUUGGUUGCAAUGCACAACACUUCUACCAUAAAUACCUUUUCGGAAAAAAUCGAUUAGAAGUAAUAACUGUUAAUAAGGGUGUCAAGUUUGCUUUAGAAAGUAUACUUGAAGGAAAUUGCUGCGUUUUCAACUCACUGAAUAACAAGAACAUUGUAGUCAGCGACUUUACUCUUCUUUGCGCUAAACCUGUAACUGUUUCAAAAAUUCUUUUUGAGAGGCAGUUAAGCUGUGAAGAGUUAAACGUACAUUCCCUUCCUAAAACGGCACCUGGCCUCGAAUCAUCGUGUUUAAGUUCUCAGAGUACGCUAAACUGCUCGACGCUUGAAGCCCUAAAGCCUUGUGAGGACUUUGAAGGCUCUUUUUCCAGCAAUCUACUUUUAUUCAGAAGCGAGUCUUCUCUGCAUUCACCUAGCAGAUGUAGUGCGCUAUAUAACGAAGUUGAGAGAGAAUCCCCGGCUUUGUUUGACCUUUCCGUCCGAGAAGGAUAUUUUGGUGUUACACCUAAAAAGCGUUUAAUAUUCAGCGGCUCCUGCGAUUUUAGAACGUUAAAAGAUGAGCAAUUUUCAAGCACUUUAUGUCAAUUUGGAAAACCGUUCAAAAGCGAAAAACUACGGGCCGUCCACUGUUAUUCCCGCGAUACACCCAUUCUUAGCGGAGAUAGCCCCUGUAAUCUACUGAGUAACUGCGACACGACGGAAGAAUUUAUAUUCACUUGCUCAAGAAAUGACGCUGAUUACAACUGCGUGGACAUUAAAAGGCGGCUUUGUUUUUCCGAUGGUUAA
Zophobas morio is the source of this 846-nucleotide messenger RNA. RefSeq lists its product as uncharacterized. The coding region runs from base 1 to 846 and encodes 281 amino acids. The transcript has 6 exons. The record is from RefSeq and is a predicted model, not a curated record. NCBI's taxonomy places the organism in Eukaryota, Metazoa, Arthropoda, Insecta, Coleoptera, Tenebrionidae.